UAUUUUCAGUGAUACACAUUACUGUUUAUAUUUGUUUAUUUUAGGACUGGUGUGUGUUUGUGUGAGACUGUACUGUGUUUUUAUUCAGUUUUACUGGAGGUCUUGAAAGAGGUAUUUGACAGAAGGACCGUCUUCCAUAAAGAAGCUCAAGGUCAGAGAGCGCUGCAAACCGGUGUUUCGGUGUAACUGGUUACCGUGUUAACUGGUGACUCUCACAUUUUAAGAUACGUUAAGAGAGGUGAAUGAGUCUUCUGAACACAACUGAACUUACAUAAAUGGUUAGAUACUUAGAUAUUAAACACAGAUGAGUAUGUAUUUAAAAUAAUGAUUAAACUACAAAUGCUUUUUAGGAGAACACCUACGUGAAAGUCACCAGUUAACACGGUCACCAGUUAAAGCGAAACACCGGUUUGUCGGCGUUAGGACCCAGGUGCGUGGCAAGCGGCAGACACCGGUUGAUGAGAUGGUCCACUCGGCAUCACACAUCUUAUUACUCGACAAAGAGCUGCCGUGCUCCUCGGACAGAGUAGCCGUAGGUAAACUUACCGGACAGUGAGGGUGGACCACGAACACAAGAUAAGCGAGAGCCCUUUUUUCUUUACGCUACUGUUGUCUGCCCGCGUUUACCCCCGCACUGUGGCAAGUAGACACAGUCGCUUGUCUCACCGGCGACAACCAUGAGCCAGAGGUUCACCGUCUCCAAGAGCGACGGCGACCGGCGCCCCUCAGACAUCCAGGGGGAGGUGAACCAGCUGUUUGAGGGGGACGAGCCCCCGACCAGCAGCGGAGCAGAGGCGGAGGAUGCUGCCGGUGACGAGACGGUGGUGGUGCUGAAAGGUGACAGUAACCCCAAGGAGAGCAGCCCCUUCAUCAACAGCAGUGAUGCUGCCGCAGAGAAGAGUCAGCAGUAUGACGGCAAGCACAUGGCCUUGUUUGAGGAGGAGAUGGACACCAGCCCCAUGGUGUCAUCUCUCCUCAGCAGCCUGGCUAACUACUCCAACCUGCCCCAGGGGAGCAAGGAGCAUGAGGAGGCCGAGAACAACGAGGCAGAGUCAUCACGCAAGAAACCUGUCAAGGCCCCCCAACUUGGUACCCUGAUGGGCGUCUAUCUGCCGUGCAUCCAGAACAUCUUUGGAGUCAUCCUCUUCCUCAGGAUGACCUGGUUGGUGGGCAUCGGAGGUGUCAUCGGGACUUUCGUCAUCGUCUUCAUGUGCUGUUCCACAACCAUGCUGACUGCCAUCUCGAUGAGUGCAAUCGCUACCAAUGGAGUAGUGCCAGCUGGAGGCUCCUACUACAUGAUAUCGCGUUCGCUGGGCCCUGAGUUUGGGGGAGCAGUAGGGAUCUGUUUCUACCUGGGGACCACCUUCGCUGGAGCCAUGUACAUCCUGGGGGCCAUCGAGCUCCUACUGAUCUACAUAGCGCCACAAGCUGCCAUAUUCCCCCUGGAGGGUCUUGAAGGAGCUGAGGCGGAGGCUGCCCUGCUGAACAACAUGCGGGUGUAUGGGACCAUCCUGCUGACCUCCAUGGCCACGGUGGUGUUUGUUGGUGUGAAAUACGUCAACAAGCUGGCCCUGGUGUUUCUGGCCUGCGUCAUUCUCUCCAUCCUGGCUGUUUACGCUGGGGUCAUCAAGACCGCCAUCGAUGCUCCCGAUUUCCCCGUGUGUGUUUUGGGGAACCGCACUUUGGUGUGGAAGACGUUUGAUGUGUGUGCCAAGACCAUUGAGACAGCUAAUGGGACAGUCACCACCCAGCUGUGGAAUAUGUUCUGUGAUUCGCCUUUCCUCAAUGCCACCUGCGACAAGUACUUUACCGCCAAUAAUGUGACUAGGAUCCAGGGCAUCCCGGGGGUCACCAGUGGAAUCCUGGCAGAGAACAUCUUUGGAACUUACUAUGAGAAGGGGGAUUUGAUAGCCAGGAAGAAAAUGGACUCUAUUGAAGACCUGGACGACCCUCUGACCAACCAAAAUCGCUACGUGUUGGCUGAUAUCACCAGCUUCUUCACGUUGUUGGUUGGCAUCUACUUCCCCUCUGUGACAGGGAUCAUGGCUGGCUCCAACCGCUCCGGAGACCUGCGUGAUGCCCAGAAGUCUAUUCCCAUUGGAACCAUUGCAGCCAUCACCACCACCUCCAUUGUCUACAUGUCCAGUGUGAUUCUGUUUGGUGCCUGCAUCGAAGGUGUGGUCCUCAGAGACAAGUUUGGGGAGGGAGUCCACGGGAACUUGGUGAUUGGCACGUUGGCUUGGCCGUCACCGUGGGUGAUUGUGAUUGGGUCCUUCUUCUCCACCUGCGGGGCGGGCCUCCAGAGUUUAACUGGAGCUCCUCGUCUCAUGCAGGCCAUCGCCAAGGAUGGCAUUGUGCCCGCCCUUCGGAUCUUUGGCCAUGGAAAGGCCAACGGAGAACCCACGUGGUCCCUCCUGCUGACAGCUUUUAUCUGUGAGAUCGGCAUCCUCAUUGCCUCACUGGAUGCAGUGGCUCCCAUCCUCUCCAUGUUUUUCCUGAUGUGCUACAUGUUCGUGAACCUGGCCUGUGCCCUGCAGACACUACUGAGGACUCCCAACUGGAGACCCCGCUUCAAGUUCUACCACUGGACUCUGUCCUUCCUGGGGAUGAGCUUGUGUCUCACUCUUAUGUUCCUCUGCUCCUGGUACUACGCCAUUGUUGCCAUGGGAAUUGCCGGCUCUAUCUAUAAGUAUAUAGAGUUUGCAGGUGCAGAAAAAGAGUGGGGUGAUGGGAUACGAGGUCUGUCUCUGAGUGCUGCACGCUACGCUCUCAUGCGGCUGGAGGAAGGUCCCCCGCACACCAAGAACUGGAGGCCCCAGUUGCUGGUGCUGGUUAGUACAGAUAGCGAGCAAAAUGUGGAGCAGCCUCGUCUGCUUUCUCUGACCAACCAGCUGAAGGCGGGCAAAGGUUUAACCAUUGUUGGUACAGCUCUAGAAGGCACCUACCUGGAGAACAGCGACCAGGCCCAGCGUGCAGAGCAGGCACUGCAUAAAUUGAUGGAGACUGAGAAGGUAAAGGGCUUCUGUCAGGUCACCGUGUCCUCAAACCUGCGUGAUGCCACUUCUCACCUGCUCCAGGCCAGUGGGCUCGGAGGCCUGAAACAUAACGCUGUGUUGGUUUCCUGGCCACGCAACUGGAGGCAGGGAGACGAGCAUCAGACCUGGAGGAACUUUAUCGAGUUGGUCCGAGAAACUACCGCUGCUCACCUCGCUCUGCUUGUCCCGAAGAACAUCUCGGCCUUCCCAUCCAAUGGCGAGCGCUUCACUGAGGGUCAUAUUGACGUGUGGUGGAUCGUCCAUGAUGGAGGCAUGCUGAUGCUGCUCCCAUUCCUUCUCCGCCAGCACAAGGUUUGGAGGAAGUGCAAGAUGCGCAUCUUCACUGUGGCCCAGAUGGACGACAACAGCAUCCAGAUGAAAAAGGACCUGACCACAUUCCUCUAUCACCUCCGUAUUGAUGCAAUGGUGGAAGUUGUAGAAAUGCAUGACAGCGACAUCUCAGCCUACACUUACGAGAAGACCCUGGUGAUGGAACAACGGUCGCAGAUGCUUAAACAGAUUAACCUGACUAAGACUGAGCGCGAGAGAGAGAUCCAGAGCAUCACUGAUUCAUCCCGCGGCUCUAUCCGUCGCAAGAACCCGGCCACUGUGACCACCCAGCUGAGCGUGACCGAGGACCCGCCAGCAGCCAGCAAGGAGGAGAAGCCGGAGGAAGAGGUCCAGCUCAUCCACGACAACACCACCCCGGCCAGCCCCGCAACCCCAGCCACCCCACUGACUCCCACAGAGGGGGCUAAGAGCCCCGGGGAGCAGGUCCAGAUGACCUGGACUGAGAAGUGUGAUGGCGAGCCAGCCAAGCCGCCCGGCGCAGCCACACCAGAGGGCAUCAAAGACAUCUUCAACAUGAAGCCGAACCAGUCCAAUGUGCGACGUAUGCACACAGCACUCCGGCUGAAUGAAGUUAUCAUGAAAAAGUCCUCAGAGGCCAAGCUGGUCCUCCUCAAUAUGCCCGGGGCACCCAAGAACCGGACAGGUGACGAGAACUACAUGGAGUUCCUCGAGGUUCUCACUGAGGGUCUCAACCGGGUCCUACUGGUCCGUGGAGGCGGCCGCGAGGUUAUCACCAUCUAUUCCUGAAAAAGCAGCCCCCUCCCCCGACCCACUACCACCCCUCCACCCCUUCCUCAGCCCUGUUCCUGUGUCACCUAUGCUCCCAUCCUCUCAUCAAUGCUGCUUCAUCACCAUGUCGCCCUUACCGUUUAUUUCUGUAAGGUAAUCUUCUCACACCCAGCUCAGCUUCAGCACCUCCCCCUCAACUCCAUCCCCAGCAAACCAACGAGUAGGAUCACAUGCUCCGCUACUAAACCUUUCAUUCUAGUACAAUAACCUACUUUAACUAUUGUAGGCUCUAGACUAAUUUAGAUGCUAUCUAGAUUUGUUCUUAAAGAGACAUUUUUCUUUCUUUGCUAGUCUGUAAUCUACUCGCAUUGAGUCACUCGGUCAGGAGGAGGUGGUGGUGGUGGGCGUUGGGUUGUUAGCUGAGGUGUUAGCGCACAUGCAUGUAUGUGUCUCUUUGUUUUAAUCUCUGCAGAUUCUUUUGUUUUU
This is a messenger RNA of Scomber japonicus (chub mackerel), 4601 nucleotides long. RefSeq names its product solute carrier family 12 member 5a (gene slc12a5a). Gene Ontology annotation, biological process: chloride transmembrane transport; chloride ion homeostasis; potassium ion homeostasis. The transcript is spliced from 26 exons. Lineage: Eukaryota; Metazoa; Chordata; Actinopteri; Scombriformes; Scombridae. Gene Ontology annotation, molecular function: potassium:chloride symporter activity. The coding region runs from base 678 to 4133 and encodes 1151 amino acids. Gene Ontology annotation, cellular component: membrane. The record is from RefSeq and is a predicted model, not a curated record.